ACGUCAACAACAUCCCAUCCCGAAGACACUCACUGCAGCUAAGACGGGAUCCGUGUGAGACCUGGCGUCAUUUGAACUUCCUUCAAAGGCAUAAAAGCCAGAAGAGAAAAAUGAAGAUGUGCCGUUUCGAAAUGGUCACUAAGCUGCUGGCAGCCUUGAUUCUAAUGGACAUCUUCCAGGUGAAGGUUGAGAUGUUAGACAUGGCUGGUGAUGCAUUUGACGAUGAAUACCUGAAAUGUUCUAACAGGAUGGAGAUGAAAUACGUUCCCCAGCUGCUCGAGGAGGAGAAAGCAAGCCAUCAGCUCUUCCGAGCUGCGUGGGAAAAUGCCAGAAGCAAGUGGGAGGCCCGGAAGCCUCGGGUCUCUGUCCCUAGGAGUUUUAAGGACAACCACGGGAUAGCCUUGCUGCUGUACAUUUCCGAAGCUCAAGAACAAACUCCCUUCUCUCAUCUGUUCAACAAAGCCGUGGAGGAGGCCGGGAAAUCCCGGAAAGAUUACAUCUAUGACUUCCAGUUCAAGGCCUUCCACUUCUACCUGACCAGAGCCCUGCAGCUGCUGCGAGGACGCUGCGCGGAGAGCUACGCGCCCGCGGUGUACGCCUCGAGGCCCGCCGCCCCGGCCGAGCCCAGGCAGGGCCACGCCAGGCUGGGCCGCUUCACCCUGGCACGGGCGGCCGGGCCCCAGGCCACGGGCGACGGGCGUGUCGGGCUCACCAUCCACACGUGCUUCGGCGUGGCGGUGGAGGCGUUCCUUGACCAGAGCAGUGGAAGAAUGGUGUUAGUGCCGCUGAACGAGGUGUUUCAAGUGUCACAAGAAGGGAACGGGAAGAACCUUCUCCUUCAGAGCACAAACAAGACCUGCAGCCAUUACGAGUGCUCGUUUCUAGGUGGACUGAAAACCGAGGAGUGCGUCACGAAUCCAGAUGAUAUCCAACCCAUCUACGUCUACGUCCCUGGUGAGGAGAGCCAGAAGCUCGCGGAGGAGGAUGCGACCGGCCGGGACCCCACCGCGGCCCCAGGACUGAGCGCCGCGGAGCCCUUCCCGCUGCCCGGAAGAAAGCGGGUGCGGCCGGACGGGAAGCCUGGAGAGAGAAGUCAAAUAAACAUCGACAAUCCUACGGCCGCAGGCCCCGUUCCCGCUCCGAGUCCCAAGAGCCACCCCUCGGCGUCCUGCGGCCCAGCGCUCCUCCCGCUCCUCCCGCUCCGCGCGGCCGUCAUCGUCCUCAUCCUCGGCGCGGCUGCUCUCCGCGAGCUCUUGGCCCCAUAGUUGGAUGGGUUUAUACCACAGGAUCCCAGUGGAGCUCAGUAGGAAUGAUGUGCUUUUCACUUGUUGGUCAAAGUCACUUUGAAAAAAGGAAAACUGUAAUUUAUUUUGCCAUUCAGUAAGUUAGUCCUGGUAUAAUACACAAAAUUAACUUUUCACUUAUUUCUGUAUUAAUGUUAAGAUCGAAAAAACUCCCAACUGUAUACUUUUGAUUGGAUUCAAUAAAAAGCCCUUUUUCUGUA
Perognathus longimembris pacificus (Pacific pocket mouse) is the source of this 1504-nucleotide messenger RNA. It is a transcript of the gene Art3, whose product is annotated as ADP-ribosyltransferase 3 (inactive). Bases 111 to 1265 code for a protein of 384 amino acids. Lineage: Eukaryota; Metazoa; Chordata; Mammalia; Rodentia; Heteromyidae. The transcript is spliced from 11 exons. Gene Ontology annotation, molecular function: NAD+-protein-arginine ADP-ribosyltransferase activity; NAD+ poly-ADP-ribosyltransferase activity. The record is from RefSeq and is a predicted model, not a curated record.